AUGCUUCCCGGUAAUGGAAGUUUUGGCAAAGGGACCAUAGAUUUGGGAGGUCUUGAGGUUACACAAAUCUCCAUCUCGAACACAACAGCACAGAGAGUAUGGAGAACAUAUGAAGGAGGAAGAGACGACAUGGGAUUCAGCAUCUUUGAACAUAUAAAUCUUCCUCCCAACGUCUCCAAACUUGGCUUCUAUGCACAACCAAACAACCAGAAGCUUUUCGGUUGGAUUCUUGUUGCAAGAGACGUAUCCGGAAGUAAUCUAAGACCACCAGUCGAUUACAUUGAAGUCGGAAACACUAAAUCGCUGGAUAUCAAACAAGACGGGCCCGCAUAUUUUUGGCAGCCGGUAUGUCCAAAUGGAUAUCAAGCGGUUGGUUUGUUUGUCACCACUUCUCCUGAAAAGCCUCCUCUUAAACAAGAAUCUAUAAGUUGUGUUCGAUCUGAGUUUACGGAACAGAGUGAAGCCGAUACAGUUGUAUGGGGAACAGAAGAGAUAAGUGUUGUUACUUUGAGACCGAUCAAGAGAGGAACACAAGAAACAGGUGUGUACACAGGAACGUUCCAUUUUCAAAAACUAAAUCCUACUCCUCCUAUUUCUUUAUUCUGCUUAAAAAAUACAAAACUUGACAUGUCGUACAUGCCAAGCAACGAUCAAACUAGGGUUUUGUUUCAAACAUACUCUCCUUUGAUAUAUUUCCACCCAAAAGAAGAUUUUCUUCCUUCGUCCCUUGAUUGGUUUUUCUCAAAUGGUGCAUUGUUGUACCAGAAAGAUAACGAAUCAAACCCUGUCCCUAUACAACCAAACGGCUCGAACCUUCCACAAGGCGGUUCCGACGAUGAAUCAUUCUGGUUAGAUUAUCCGGUGGAUGAGAAGGCAAAGGAAAAUGUUAAGAGAGGAGACUUAGGAAACACCAAAGUGUAUCUACACAUCAAACCAAUGUUCGGAGGCACUUUCACUGACAUUGUUGUUUGGAUAUUCUCUCCUUUCAACGGAAAUGCACGUCUCAAGUUUUUAUUCAUGACCCUGUCUUUAGGAGACAUUGGUGAACAUAUUGGAGAUUGGGAACACGUUACUUUACGCAUCAGCAACUUCAACGGCGAGUUAUGGCGAGUCUACUUUUCUCAGCAUAGUGGAGGAGCUUUAGUGGAUGCAUGUGAUCUAGAGUUUGAGAGUGGAAACAAACCAGUAGUAUACUCGUCGCUUCACGGUCACGCAAUGUUCCCAAAACCUGGACUUGUGCUGCAAGGCGAGGGCAAGAACGGGAUAAGAAACGACAUGGCAAGAAGUGAUAAGUUGUUGGACUGUGGUUUGGGAUAUGAGGUGAUUUCAGGAAUUGGCGUGGUUGAGCCACCGUGGACGAACUAUUUAAGGAAAUGGGGGCCGCAUGUACGUUACAACAUUGACAAGAUUCUCGACUCUUUCGCUAAGAUUUUGCCGGGAUUUAUAAGGAAACGUUUUCGAAAUUUUAUUAGCAAGAUUCCACGAGAAAUGCUUGGUGAAGAUGGUCCUACUGGUCCCAAAGUCAAGGCAACUUGGACCGGUGAUGAAAAAGCGACGAAGAUGAUCGAGGUGGUGCUAAACGAUCGUCUGGGGAAGAAAGUGAGGGUGAAGUGCAACGAAGAUGACACGAUCGGUGAUUUGAAGAAGCUUGUCGCAGCUCAGACCGGUACGCGAGCCGAGAAGAUUCGAAUUCAGAAGUGGUACAACAUCUAUAAGGAUCAUAUCACUCUCAAGGACUACGAAAUCCACGACGGCAUGGGUCUCGAGCUUUACUACAAUUAG
Messenger RNA from Microthlaspi erraticum, 1782 nucleotides. The record is from the annotation of a GenBank genome assembly. NCBI's taxonomy places the organism in Eukaryota, Viridiplantae, Streptophyta, Magnoliopsida, Brassicales, Brassicaceae.